CUCGUGCUCGUCGCAUGACAGCAAAUUUCUGGCUCGCGCUCAACGCUCGGGCUCGAUACGGACUUGGUCCUUCGAUUUGCCAUUCAAACGGAACGACCUCUUUUUCCCUCUAAUUCAUCUUUCCUGCAAAUAAAGCUAACCGACAUGGCACCAAAUUUCGAGGAGCUGAACAUGAAUAUUCCCCGUGCCGCUUUGAAGGCUACGAGAAAUGCCGCUCUUCUACCUCCAGAUAUCGCUUUUCACAAAUCAAUGGACCCUACUUUUGCAAAAGACCUAGAUGCAUUCUCCUCCAAAGUCUUAUUCUUGACGAAUCAGCUCCUCGAGCUAGCGGCAACUGUUCAUACUUCAGGAAAGGACAAAGGAAAAGGAAAAGUGCGGAGUGAAGAUGAUAUUCUAGAUAGCUUUGAGACGCUUGUCGUUGACCGUAUGGACCAGCUGCUAGAGCGUGUCGACAUCUCGCUGGAUGAGUAUCAGGGCAAGACGAAGCCUCCUGCCAUUGCAAUGAAUGCCCUUGUCGACCUUCCCUCCAUCAAGAAGAAGAAACCAUCCGGUCGACCUGCACCUGUCAUCCAACACGCUGCCGCUCUGGCUAAGCCUCAGCUCAAAUUCAAGGUCCUUGUCGAUAAUACCAACACGCCUUGGUAUCCUCGUUUGAAACACAAGUACCACGCGCGAGUUCCCCUGGGGUACAAAUUUCUCGACCAGGAUAGCGAUGCAUCUGACAGCAUCAAUACAUUAUCCACUCAUCCUUAUCGAUAUGAAAUCACCCACCUGUCGUACCCACCACAUAUGUUCCAUCAAGCGCCUCCAAUACAGCCCAAGCCCUUCGAUACCACCUCUUUCAGCUGGGUUUCCGCACUGGAGGAGCUGCAAACCAUGCUGGGCAAGCUCCGUCAAGUGACAGAAAUAGCAGUCGACCUAGAACACCACAGUUAUCGUACUUAUGCAGGAUUUCUAUGCCUGAUGCAGAUUAGUACGCGAGAGGAGGACUGGAUAAUAGACGUUCUUUCCCUUCGAGACGAACUGGAAAUCCUCAAUGAAGUUUUUGCGGACCCAAGCAUCAUCAAGGUAUUCCACGGCGCUGAAAGCGACAUCAUAUGGUUACAACAAGAUCUAAAUUUAUAUAUCGUGAACCUUUUCGAUACGUAUCACGCUUCUCAGAUUUUGUCCUUCCCCAAGCAUGGUCUUGCAAAUCUACUUGAGAUGUACUGUGACUUCCUUCCAGACAAGCGGUACCAAUUAGCCGACUGGCGCAUAAGGCCUCUUCCUGAAGAGAUGCUGAAAUAUGCUCGCUCUGAUACUCACUUCCUCUUGUUCAUAUACGAUAAUCUUCGGAACGCGUUGUUGGAUCGUGGUGAAUCCCAAGUUCGCUCUCAAUCUCUGGAAGGCGGCCCAUCAUCUUCCCCAGUGUCCAGUGACUCCAUCCUUCGUGAGGUCCUUGCCAGAUCACAAGAUACCGCUCUCAAAGUGUACGAAAAAGAGCUGUAUGACGCCGCUGAAGGGACUGGUAGUACUGGGUGGGAUACCUUGGCUCGUAAAUGGAAUAAGGGUGCUCUUCUUGCUUCGGCGCCAAAUUCGGACGUCGAUGCACUUCAAAAACAGAUAUACAAGACUAUCCAUGCAUGGCGGGACAAAGUUGCUCGAGAGGAGGAUGAAAGUACCAGAUACCUUUUGCCCAAUCAUUUCCUAUUUCAACUGGCAGAAAGUCCUCCGGCUGAUAUGGCUGCGUUAUUGAGAGUUUUUCAUUCCCCUCCGCCUUUAAUGAAAAGACGAGCGAAGGAAUUGCUAGACACGAUCCGUGAUGCUGUCAAAGUCUAUCUUUCACGUUCUUCCAGCACAUCAAGUAUUCCCGAGCAGCAACCAGAGCCUACCGAGGUUGAGCACGUCGACGAAAGUCCAGUUCUAAAAACACAGGCGCUGCAGUCUUCUACUCUAUGGUCUGGUUCUACUUCAUCAAGUAUAACGUCGAAGUCGUCACUCUUCGGAACUGCCCUUCCUACACUGUUUGUCCAGUUGUCAUCCCCCCGGAAUCAUUCAGGUAUCACAACCUCGCAAAGUGCACUUUUCGGAACAAUGGCUCGCAAAUCGGACACGAACUACAGCAGCGAUAUGAGUCGAUUCCGGGAACUGGUUACCCGGAUACAUAGUACUCUGUCCAUCGCGCCAUUUGUACCCAAGCGUGUCAGCAUCGAACCUCAAGAACAUGUUAUCCCCAUGCAAGUUGACGAAACCGCUGAAGACGGCGGUACGGUAGAGAUGCAAGCGGAGAUACCGUUUAUCCCGGCACCUCAAAGGCAGCCACGGGAACCAAUUGAAGAUACACUUGUCGUGGUUGGUCAGGCUAGGCAGAAAAAGCGUAAACGAGUUGCCCCUACCGAUCCGGAUGACGGCACUUCAGGAACGGAGGUGACUUCUUCCAAGAAGUCGAAAUCUAGAGACGAUGAAAACGCCUCCCAAGAUCCGGAGCCGUUCGACUUUUCGUCUGUGCCAAACGUACUUGACCAAGUACCGGCUAUCCACGGAGAUAAUAAGGUGAAAAAGAAGGGCAAGCAAAGGAAAGGCGACGCAUCCUAUUUCUAUGGCGAUUUCCCAGCCCCACCUAAAGGACAUAGUGAGGUCAAGAGUGGAAAUCAGUCUCACACAUUCAAGAAAUGACCCAAGGCUUGGAUUUAUCUCAUUGAUGUCGACGUUCGUUGCUCAGUAUUCGUUACCAAUCAAUAUGCACAGGGGUCCAGGGAUUUGAUGCUGCCUUCCGUUAUUGAGCCAGAAUGUUCGUCACAGAACAUUUAUCGCUAAGAGUGCCCCGCUGGGAGCAAAUGUUUCGCGUAAUGUAACGUAUGUG
This is a messenger RNA of Guyanagaster necrorhizus, 2842 nucleotides long. RefSeq lists its product as uncharacterized. Gene Ontology annotation, molecular function: nucleotide binding; single-stranded RNA binding; 3'-5'-RNA exonuclease activity. The coding region runs from base 145 to 2655 and encodes 836 amino acids. Gene Ontology annotation, cellular component: nuclear exosome (RNase complex); nucleolus. Gene Ontology annotation, biological process: histone mRNA catabolic process; nuclear polyadenylation-dependent CUT catabolic process; exonucleolytic trimming to generate mature 3'-end of 5.8S rRNA from tricistronic rRNA transcript (SSU-rRNA, 5.8S rRNA, LSU-rRNA). The transcript is spliced from 12 exons. NCBI's taxonomy places the organism in Eukaryota, Fungi, Basidiomycota, Agaricomycetes, Agaricales, Physalacriaceae. The record is from RefSeq and is a predicted model, not a curated record.